UUAUCAGUAUAAAACUAUAAAUUAUCCUCUCCAAGCUCUAUUCCGGUUUUCUGAGCCUUUCUCUUUUUCUGUUUCUCUCUCAUCCAUUGUUUCUCUCUCUUCUCAUUAUUGCCGGUAAACCACUUUUUUACCGGAAAACCGCUUUAUCUGGCAAUAAAUUCCUUUUUAUCGCCAGAAAUGUUAAUCCAUCCUGUGUUGUUAAUUUGAAUGUGUUUUUAUCAUUUUGUUGAAGAAAUUGGAUCUCUGAGUUUGACUGAGUUUCUUCGUUUCUGGAGAGAAUGUGGUUGGCUUUUCAGGCUUGGCUUUGAUCGUCAAUGGAUAAGAUCGUGAUCUAGUAUUUGCUUUGUGAUUUCUUUCGGUUUUUUUAGUUUUUAUCCUUGUUUGUUCGGUGAAUUCAGAGAUAAAACGGGGACGUAUCGUGAACGGUUGCGGAAUGAAAUGGUGGAAGGAAGGGUAUGCUUGUCCAGAGAGGCUAAAAAUGCCUUGGAAUUUCUGAAGCGUAAAAGACUUCAGCGAGUAAAAUCAGAAACCAUUAGUCAGACUAUAGGUGUCUCGAAUAUGAUGACUAGAAGCGGAGGAGAUUCUUUAAAAGCUUCAGCAUCAUGUGGAAUUAGAUUACAUGGUAAUGCAGACUCAUUUUCAAGUGGGAGGGAUGCCUUUUCCAAGCGGAAGGUUCAUAAGUUUGACACUAAAGAUCUAGAGUGGACAGAAAAAAUCCCAGAAUGUCCUGUGUACUGCCCAACAAAGGAUGAAUUUGAGGACCCUUUGGUUUAUCUACAGAAGAUAGCUCCAGAAGCUUCACAAUAUGGUUUAUGCAAGAUUAUAUCCCCUUUGAGUGCUUCUGUUCCUGCCGGGGUUGUUUUGAUGAAGGAGAAAGUAGGAUUCAAGUUCACACCUAGAGUACAACCUCUUCGUCUUGCUGAGUGGGAUGCUGAAGACAAAAUUACUUUUUCCAUCAGUGGCAGGAAUUACACAUUUCGUGAUUUCGAGAAAAUGGCAGACAAGGUUUUUACUCGUAGAUAUUUUAGUGCUGGCUGUCUUCCUGCCCGGUACUUGGAAAAGGAAUUUUGGCGUGAAAUUGCUUAUGGACAGACAGAAACUGUUGAAUAUGCAUGUGACGUUGAUGGUAGUGCCUUUUCAUCUUCUUCUAGUGAUCCGCUUGGAAAUAGCAAGUGGAAUUUGAAGAAAAUUUCACGACUUCCCAAGUCCAUUUUGCGUCUUCUGGACACAGCAAUUCCGGGGGUAACUGAUCCGAUGCUUUACAUUGGAAUGCUGUUUAGUAUGUUUGCUUGGCAUGUGGAAGAUCAUUAUUUGUAUAGCAUUAAUUAUCAUCACUGUGGUGCAUCAAAAACUUGGUAUGGAAUCCCCGGUCAUGCAGCCUUGAAAUUUGAACAGGUGGUGAGAGAACAUGUCUAUACCAAUGAUAUUCUAUCAACUGAUGCAGAGGAUGGAGCUUUUGAUGUACUCUUGGGAAAAACUACUCUGUUUCCUCCAAAUAUUUUAUUAGAGCACAACGUCCCAGUAUAUAAGGCUGUGCAGAAUCCUGGGGAGUUUAUUAUCACCUUCCCCAGGGCAUAUCAUGCUGGGUUCAGUCAUGGUUUCAAUUGCGGGGAGGCUGUGAACUUUGCAAUCGGUGAUUGGUUUCCAUUGGGGGCUGUAGCUAGCUGGCGUUAUGCACAUCUGAGUAGGAUGCCUUUGCUUCCUCAUGAAGAACUUCUGUGUAAAGAAGCAAUGCUUUUGUAUACUGGCUUAUUACUGGAAGACUUAGAUUUUCCAUCUGCAGACCUUGUUUCUCACCAUACCAUUAAGGUCUCAUUUGUGAAUCUGAUACGUUUCCUGCAUCGUGCUCGCUGGUCUGUUAUGAAAUCAGCUGCCUGUACUGGGGUUUUUCCAAAUAACUAUGGAACUAUUCUCUGCAGUCUCUGCAAACGCGAUUGUUAUAUCGCCUUCCUUGACUGCAGUUGUUACUCACAUCCUGUGUGUCUUCGCCAUGAUGUCAAGUCCCUUGACUUCUCAUGUGGAAGAACAUUUACACUUUUCUUGAGGGAGGACAUAGCCGAAAUGGAGGCUGCAGCCAAAAAGUUUGAGCAGGAAGGAGUUUUAGACGAGUUUAACCAGGAAGCUGACUGUGGUGUUGACUUGUAUGCAUUGUAUUCUUUUCCAUCAUCAAAUAUGUUGCAUGAUGUUGACGAUGGAUACUCACCUUAUUGUGAGAUAAGCAUUGAACUGAACCCUGAGCGUUAUGAAAAAACUCAAGAUCAGUCUACAAGAUUAGAGUAUAGUUGUUGUAAACAGCCUACUUUGAGCCAUGGCACUAAAGAUAUUAGAUCUGAACUUGCAGAAGCUUCUCUUUCUUUUGCUGCAUCAUCCCUUUGUUCAUUUGCAAGUGAAAGCUCAUGCAUGGCCAACAAUCAGGUACAUGAGCAAGGUAAUUUAAAUCUUGGGACUUUUGACACUAAAAUGUCUGCUGACGGAUUAUUGCACACUACAUAUGAAUCUUGUCUAUCCUCUCAACGACAUAAUCAACUCUUAAGUACUGGAAACAAUCUUCAUGGAUCUGAUGUUAGGGCUGCAUUGGAUCAAGGCAGUGAUGAUUCUGACUCUGAGAUAUUUAGGGUUAAGCGUCGUUCGUCAUUGAAAGUGCAGAAAAGAACUUAUAAAGAUGCCAUGUUUCUGAAGAAUUCAGAACAUCAGGGGCUGAAGCGAUUGAAGAAAGUCCAACCUUUAGGGCGAUGUGGUCAAGUGAUGCCAUCAGAGUGCUCCAGGUCUGAUGAAUCAAAUCAUAGUGUUAGUCAUACUUCUAACUAUAAAGAAACUUCGGAGAAUGCUGCUAGGGACAAGCUUUCCAGUGUUAGUACCAUUCCAAUAUGUAUUAAAUUUAAGAAGGUGACUGAUGAGGAAGCGACGAGUAAAGAGCAAGAUAACCACGGAAAUGACAGGUUGCAGCAUGGUUUGGGAAAAGCAUUGAUAGAAUCACCCCCUAUUGAGAUUGGGCCAAAGCGUCUUAAAGUUAGAGGCCCAUCAUUUCUAGGAUCAGAUAGCAGCAGAUUGAAUUGAAAUUUAGAUUUCAGUGACUAAUGAAAAGCUUUUGAGCCUGACUCGCUAACUUCAUUUUCUCUAAUGGGGUUGAAACAACAGGAAGACCAGACCGUACAAAAUUUGAUUCUGAUUCUGGGAGCAGCAGCGAAAAUUAACCAAAUUUAGGACAGUUUUAUUCUUUGUGCAGGUCUCGAAUUGGGGCAAUCUGCACUGAUGACAAUUCUUGGGGUUCUCAGGCUGGGGUGUUUUUCUGUCUUUGGCAGCAGAACCUUCUAUCCUGCAAGGCUGAAAUUAGAAAUCGGGUUAGUAACUUUGCUGUAAAUUUGGUUUUUUUUAUUUUGUUCGUAAUUAAUGAGUCAAAAUUAUUUUUGUCAAGGGCAAAUGGUUAUUCCCUCUGAUCUCCUUACACUUGACUUGAGUCUGCUGCUUCCUUGGAUAGGUUCUUUAUUCUUUUCUGUAGCAAUGGACUACUUGAAUAAAUGCAUAGAAAUGAACUUCCUUUUCUUAUCUUUUGUCCUUUUGGCAUCAGCAAAUGAAAUAAUAUUAUUCUCCAUUUGAGAAUUGGCCA
This is a messenger RNA of Mangifera indica (mango), 3607 nucleotides long. RefSeq names its product lysine-specific demethylase JMJ706-like. Lineage: Eukaryota; Viridiplantae; Streptophyta; Magnoliopsida; Sapindales; Anacardiaceae. Gene Ontology annotation, molecular function: histone demethylase activity. Gene Ontology annotation, cellular component: nucleus. The transcript has 11 exons. Gene Ontology annotation, biological process: chromatin remodeling. The coding region runs from base 439 to 3057 and encodes 872 amino acids. The record is from RefSeq and is a predicted model, not a curated record.